Diuraphis noxia (Russian wheat aphid) is the source of this 1586-nucleotide messenger RNA. RefSeq lists its product as uncharacterized. NCBI's taxonomy places the organism in Eukaryota, Metazoa, Arthropoda, Insecta, Hemiptera, Aphididae. The record is from RefSeq and is a predicted model, not a curated record.
CCGACGGUCGUCGAAUACGCCGAAUAAUAUCCGCGUCGCUUCGAUAACUUCAUAAUAAUAUAUUAUUUACGAUAUUAUAUUAAUUAUUAUACAUAUACCUAAGUUAUUUCCGUUAUCGAGCACAUAAUAAUAUAAUAUUAUCAUACCUGCGACUUAUCGUAGUCGUUUGUUGAACGAUAUUAAAUUAUUAUAUAAAAAAAAAAAAAACUGUAGGUCCGAAUGAUAUCGUGCACGACCCGCGACCAAACACAGACCGCCGACGACUGACAUCGCUCCCUGUGUUGUAGCAGUGAUACGAUCCCGGAAUUCUACACACGACAUCCACAUCAGCAACAGGUCGUGGCGGUUAUUAUGGAUCUCACAUACUUGGUCGUURCCGUAUUCGGAAUGUGCGUCUUGCGGCCGUGCAGUUCGCUGCCUGCAGUCGCCACCGCCGCCACUGCCGCCACUGCUCCUACGCCUACCCCGUCAUCGCCGCCAUCGCUGCAGGUCGCCGCCGCUAUACCGGCAAACCGCAAUGACAAAAGGUCCAGGUCGCUGUUCCAGUCACCGCCGCCGGCUCCGCAUCAGUACCAUCUCCACGGCGGCGGCGCGGUCGAUCUGUACGACGAAGUGAUGGACGACUUGCCGUAUUACUUGCAACACCAACAGCAGCACCAGCAACAGUUGUCGCUGCAGGAUGCGACCGACGAGGACGAGCUGAGGACCGCCGACGACAACAACGCCGUCGAUCACGAUAUGCGGCUGUCGAGCCGGGCGCGACCGGCCAAGCCCGACUCGCCCGUGUACUUUAUCCGCUUACCGCCGCAACCGUACAUGUACGUGCCCGGUUACGGUUACGUCAGCCAACCGACCCGGUUGGAACCGCCGCCGUUCACGCAGCGGCCACACUCGCCGUUCUUGAAUCUACCACUGAGCUACGUUUCCAACGCUAAGCCCGUGGGCGUCUAUACGCUGCCGCAACAGCACCACAACCAGCAGCACAAUCAGUACCAGCACCACCAACAGCAGGCCCAGCAGCAUUUGCCGGGCAGGCCGCAGAAACCGAACAGACGUCCGCAACCGACGUCCACGCCACCUCCGCCACCGCCACCGCCACCGCCACCACAGCAACAGCAACCGGAUUCGCCGAUCUACCAUUUGGACAAAGGCCCGUACGUGUUUAACGGCCGUCCGUCAGACGUGUUCCUGUUGCAGAGCGCGUACGACAAUUUGUACUCGGAAGUGCUACAAAACAUUUACCCGUAAACGACCGUCGCACAAUUUAUUAUAGACGAUAAACACAAUAUUAUUAUUAUAUAAUAUUCUGUAAUUUAUUAUAAUUAUAAUUAUUAUUAUUAUUAUUAUUAUUAUUAGUUAUCGAUCACGACACCGACCGUCGUCGUGAUCGCCAAAAAAGACUAUCCAUUCGCGUGAUCUUACGAAUCAAAAACAUAAAAUAAAAUAAUAUAUUUAUUUAUCUUAUAAGAGAUGCGAACGCGGCCGCUGAUGUAAAUAUACUUAAUCGAAUGACAACGCGUAUUUUAUGUUUAUUAUUAUUUUCUUAUAUAUUAUGUAUUGUUAUUAUAUAUUUAUUCGAAUAUUUG